CUGUUGGAAAGUUUCUUCUCCAUUGUCUGAUUGUGCCUUUUCAUCAUACCCAUCGUCGCCUUCGCCUCGCCUUGCUUCUUGUCCUUCUCGACUACAUAUUCCUCACAUUUCAUGUUCGACAGAGUCAACAGGUAGCGUUCCGACGUCCCGUUGGUCAGGCGCAGUAGCAAUGCUCGCGCGAGCAGCGCAGAGAAGGCUCCGGACUCGCCAUCAUCAGAACAAGCAGAUAUCCGCUGCUGCAUGCCACCGGAUUCAUCCGUCAUGGCUGUGUCUGCCUCAAUCGCGGUGGCUGGCCUCGAGCUCGCUCUCGUCACCGUCGCAACCCCUGGACCUGAUCCGGCACCCUUCCAGUGCUCGCACCAGCGCUGGUCGUAGCGUGUCGAGAAGUCUAGCUACAGUUCAAAUCACAUCACGACAGGAAUCGCCCAUCUACAUGCCCAAUGCUUCGUCGUCGUCAUCGUCGUCAUCUCCAUCGUCGUCAUCCUCGACACCAGCGUUACGAUUCACGGAGCUUAGACCACAUGACGAGACAGGCAUCCUUAUUCUGACACAUUCAGCAACGGCGCCUACGCCGAGCAUGACCAAGAGAAAUGGCAUUGGAGGAGACACCACGGAACUGCAUCAGAACCUACAUGCUUGUCUUUCAGUAGGACGCUUCGACAGAGCAGCAGCCAUCGUUCGCCGCCUUGCCGAUUUGUUCAACCCAACGACGCCUGAACUCAUUGAAGCCCACAAUGUCUACCUCCGUGGUCUCACACACGCGCUUGCCGUGGGCCGUGCCGAACCCGCCUGGGUCAUGAAAAAAUUACGCUUUUGGUUUGAAGUGGAGAUGCGCGGAAAGGGCGUCGUAGUGAAUGGCACCACAUACGCCAUCAUCUGCAAAGCUGCCAUGCUAGCUCUCCCACGUGAUGUGAUGAUCAGAACGAUCCGGCGGUAUUUGCAUUUUGCCGAUCAGGACGGCGUUUUGGAGGAUGUGAUUGAGUCAGCAGAGCUCAGCGAACAAGAAUGGCAACUUCUUUCCAGCUUGCAGCAUGAAGUAUUCCCAGAACAUCUUCGUGCUGACGUGACUGGUGCGGAUGAAACCAUUUCUUCAUCUUCAGACACGGCUGCAUUGGACGUUUCGCCAGAGAAAAAGCAGGAUAGUCCGGAUUGGCUCCAUGUGAAACCUGUCAAUCAGAAAGGUCUUGGACUCCAAUCUCUCAAGGACAGUCUCAUCUCCAUCUAUAAUGUCGAUAGCGUCCCGUAUCCACAUGACAUGCCAGGCACGAAGGAAGAGAAGGAUCGUGCGUGGGCAGAGAUGCGUCAGAUCAAGCUCGAGGAAGAUGUAGUUGACGUGGCUCUCUCGCGCUGGAAGGAAGAACAUGAGCAUAUGCUGAAGAUGGGUAUCAACACUCAGCUAACUGGUCGGCCGAUGGAAGCAUUGCUAUGGCAAUGGCAAAAUUCGCUCGAGGCCGGAAUAAAGGAGGAGCUAGCUGAUGUGCAGAAGGCACUGUCCGAAGAUGGGGAAAAGGACCCGAAGAGAGCAGAGUAUGGACCUUACUUCGAAGCCGUCAAGCCAGAAAAAAUGGCGGGCAUUACGAUUUUGUUGACGCUACAGCACUCGAUCAAGGACGCUGCUGAAGGAACCAAACUCGCAUAUCUGGCGAAGAAAAUCGGGUCUCAAUUAGAACGAGAGGUUACUUUCAUGGGAAACUCAACAAAUGUUCGCUCGGCUAUGCGCAAAGAGGACUUGGAGAAGCGAAAGGCUCUUCUGAAGCGACUCGGCCGUCCUACGAAUGCGAAACGUGUCGAGCUUCCUGAACCAGUCGCUUCUGCGCGAAGUGACAUUGGUCCUUGGCCAACACACGUGCAGCUUCACAUAGGUGCACUUCUCCUCUCUAAACUUAUCGACACCGCAAUGGUUCCCGUUCCAAACACUGGAGACUCUCCCAUCGCCAUGGAACCGGCAUUUAAGCACACUCUCGAAUUUGAAAAGGGCAAGAAAAUAGGAAAGAUCCGACCUCAGGAGCAACUUCUCGCCAAGCUUGUGAAGACCCCCCUUCGGUCUACAGUUGGGAUGAACGGACACAUGCCUAUGCUAGUGCAGCCAAAGGCGUGGAAAGGCCUCAAAGACGGACCGUAUUAUAGGUACUCACCGCUGCUUGUUCGUCAUAAAGACGAAGACGAUGUGCAACUUAUGUACGCAAAGGCAGCAAGCGAGAAGGGCGACUUGAAGCAACUAUACGCAGGACUCGAUGUGCUGGGCAAGACAGCAUGGCGCAUAAACAAAAAUGUGUUGAAAGUCAUGCUUGAAGCAUGGAACUCAGGCGAGGCCAUCGCAGAUCUCGCACCAGAACAUCACAACAAAGAGUUUCCACCAGAACCGGACGCUUCGGCUAGCAAGGAGGUUCGCAGAGCCUGGCGCGCUGCUUGCCACAAGAUCGAAAACGAAAUAAGUGGCCUUCACUCGCAGCGAUGUUUUUCGAAUCUACAGCUUGAGGUGGCCAAGGCGUACGCAGACAAGACAUUCUACUAUCCGCACAAUAUCGACUUUCGAGGUCGAGCAUAUCCCGUCCCUCCCUUUUUGAACCAUAUGGGUGCGGAUUCGGCAAGAGGCUUACUCAUGUUCGACAAGGGUAAGCCGCUCGGCGAGCAGGGUCUGCGAUGGCUGAAGAUUCAUCUCUCGAAUCUUGCUGGAUUUGACAAGGCAAGCCUAGACGAGAGAGUGCAGUUUGCAGAACAGCAUAUGGACGACAUCAUGGACUCGGCCACGAAUGCUCUGAACGGGCGGAGAUGGUGGCUUGAAGCCGAGGAUCCGUGGCAGUGCUUGGCUGCAUGCUUCGAGCUCAAGGCUGCGAUGGAGCUACCCGACCCUACUGAAUAUGUCUCCCACAUUCCUGUUGCUCAGGACGGCAGCUGCAAUGGCCUGCAGCACUACGCUGCACUUGGUGGUGACAGUUUUGGCGCCGCCCAGGUGAAUCUCGAGCCUAGCGAUCGGCCAGCAGAUGUUUACAGCGGCGUGGCUAAUCUAGUGAAGGAAGCGAUUGCCAAAGACGCUGAGAACGGCGAACCCAUGGCAAAGGCUCUGCUGGGUAAGAUCUCGCGGAAAGUGGUCAAGCAGACAGUCAUGACCAACGUGUACGGUGUAACGUUUGUGGGUGCAAGAGCACAGGUACAACGGCAAUUGGACGCGAUUAUGGAUGGUAAAGCGGAAUGCGGCAUCGACAAUCACGUACUUGCAAGUUACAUCGCCAAAAAGAUCUUCAAGGCUCUGGCAACCAUGUUCGAAGGCGCGCACAACAUUCAGUAUUGGCUGGCUGAGUGCGCAGAUCGCAUCACACGUGCAAUCACACCGGAACAGAUCCGAUUAAUCAUUGAUCAGCGUGCGGGUAAAGCCCCAGUCAUUUCGUCGAAGUACAAGGACGCUGCAUGGAAAUACUGGGCCACCAAGAAUGCCAAGCGUACGGGCGAGGUGAAGAGUGUUGAUUUCCGCACAAGUGUCAUUUGGACGACGCCGUUGAAACUUCCUGUCGUGCAGCCGUACCGGUCUGCUAAGGGCAGGGAUGUCACGACAAGUCUGCAGAACAUCAGCUUCAAAGAGCCACGUGCGUACGAUCCUGUCAAUCGACGAAGGCAGUUGCAGGCUUUCCCGCCAAACUUCGUUCAUUCGCUCGAUGCGACGCAUAUGCUACUUUCAGCUCUUCAAUGCGACGAAGCCGGUCUUACGUUCGCAGCAGUACAUGACUCGUUUUGGACUCAUGCUGCAGAUGUAGGAACGAUGGGGGCCAUCUUGCGGGAUGCGUUUGUCACCAUGCACAGCGACGACAUUAUAGGUCGCCUCGCAUCAGAGUUCAAAGCUCGUUAUAAGAACUCUCUUCACUUGGCCACAGUCUAUGCACGCUCUCCUGUGGGCCAACGAAUCUUGGAGCAUCGAAGAAAGGUGGCGAAUGUCACACGAGGUGACGGCCGCGAAUGGAAAGGCAGUACGCUUAAGACAAGGACGCUUCAGAACGAAUUGCUUGAAGAGUGGGAAAGGCAAAAUCUCUUGCAGUCCUCUGAUCCAGAAGAAAGGGCAAAGGGUGAAGCUAUGAUGACACCUGGCGCUAUCUUCAUAGCCGCAGUGAAUAAUCCUGAGGAUUUUAAAGUACCAGCUUCGCCGUCAUCCGGUUCAAGUCCCAGCGACAACACCUCGCCAGACGCGGCGCUUGAGCAAGCCAUCGAGGCUGGAUUGUCCGAAGUUGAGUCCGCGGAGCGUCAAGAAGUGGACGACGACGACGACCCGUAUGCGAUUGAGGGUGAAGAAAAGGGCAUCAACAUUUUUGCCAAGAUUGCGAAACGAAUGAAUCGCAAAAGCACGGAACGAAAGAUCUGUGUCUGGGCACCGCUUAUGUUUCCUGAAGUACCGAAAAAGGGCGAGUUCGACGUUCGCAGAGUGAGGGAGAGCACGUAUUUCUUUGCAUGAACGCACCAUUACUUCAUCUUUGCGUAUCGAGGUUGGAAUUCUGCUAAAACUUUUGAGGCAAAAAUGGGAGAAGGGGGCAUAAAAGGCGCAUCUCUGGCAUUCACUGUAGCAUAUCAUUUCUCCGCGUGGGGAUAUACCCUGGGGCCCAAAGGCUCUGCCAUGUCUGACUUGUAUAAAAUAUCUGUUGUAGUAAUAUAUUUUGGGGCACCAGGGAUUAUAGAUCUAGAUGAGAAUGCCGCCUUUUCGUCGGCUUACAUGGCCGACUGUUGUUCAACAAUUGAAC
Verruconis gallopava is the source of this 4724-nucleotide messenger RNA. RefSeq lists its product as uncharacterized. The record is from RefSeq and is a predicted model, not a curated record. Gene Ontology annotation, cellular component: mitochondrial DNA-directed RNA polymerase complex. Gene Ontology annotation, molecular function: DNA-directed RNA polymerase activity; mitochondrial promoter sequence-specific DNA binding. NCBI's taxonomy places the organism in Eukaryota, Fungi, Ascomycota, Dothideomycetes, Venturiales, Sympoventuriaceae. The transcript has a single exon. The coding region runs from base 170 to 4441 and encodes 1423 amino acids. Gene Ontology annotation, biological process: mitochondrial transcription.